AUGCGACUACAGUCUGCAGAAAUGUUACUAGGGGACAAUAAGGCGUUCGAAAGAUCUAAACAUAACCAACGUUUGGUUUAUGUUGACUUAAGUGGGAACAAAAUAAAGGAAAUAGGAAACAUAUCGUGUCUGACUAAAUUAGAUACAUUAGAUUUGAGUGAGAACCAACUGUCCUAUAUCUACAAUAAUACAUUCCGAGGUCUGGUGUCACUGCGCAAUUUAAACUUGGCAAAUAACAAAAUAAGCUACAUACAACCCUAUGCUUGGUCUCAUCAAACGUCUUCUAUACUUAACAUUCAGCUACAGGGCAAUGAUCUGUCAGGCGUUGACAUCACGAAUGUCAUCAUCAAUCGACCUUUUUGUAACCUUGAUUACCGAAAUAACCACAUCAAAAAUAUCGUCAACGAAGCUGGAUGGACAUUGACGACAGACCAUGGAAUCGUAAAGGGUGGUUUUGUCGACCUGACUGAAAACAGCACGUCUGGAAUCAUAGACUUUCUACAUCUAGGUGUCUCUGACCUAAAAGUUUUGGGAAAGGUGUUGUUUUCAUACAUGUAUGUGGUUGAGAUGCGUGAUGCUCAUUUUAAAUGUGACUGUGAAAUAGAGCCAUUCGUUCGAAUGGUUGAAUCUAACUUUCAAUAUAUAUGGAGAUCAUACUAUGAACUGAUUAAGUGUUUUUAUCCGGAAGAACUUAAAAAUCAAUUUUCUAACCUCGUGCGGGGUAAACAGUUAGAUUUGUUUAUAUAUGAUAUACCACAAACUAAAGGUUGUCCUUACGAUUGUAAUUGCUAUAAACAGCGAAGCAGAGAUCGCGUGGUCGUAAAUUGCUCAGGGCAUGAACUUGAUAAAAUGCCUGAAAAAGUGCUCAGAAAAGCUUUUCCUUUUGAGAUACAAAUGUAUAUCUAG
Messenger RNA from Pecten maximus, 906 nucleotides. Its product is annotated as protein toll-like. Gene Ontology annotation, molecular function: protein binding. The record is from RefSeq and is a predicted model, not a curated record. The coding region runs from base 1 to 906 and encodes 301 amino acids. The transcript has 2 exons. NCBI's taxonomy places the organism in Eukaryota, Metazoa, Mollusca, Bivalvia, Pectinida, Pectinidae.